Molecule: messenger RNA, 1477 nt
Organism: Drosophila rhopaloa
Lineage: Eukaryota; Metazoa; Arthropoda; Insecta; Diptera; Drosophilidae
Product: putative inorganic phosphate cotransporter
Exons: 4
Coding region: 20-1477 (485 amino acids)
Biological process (GO): monoatomic anion transport; transmembrane transport
Cellular component (GO): plasma membrane
Molecular function (GO): transmembrane transporter activity
Source: RefSeq, a predicted model, not a curated record
GUGGUUGUUGCGCCUCGCAAUGACGAUAAGAUCAUUCAAUUUGGUGGCAAAGGGUCCCAAAUGGGGCAUGCGCCACCUGCAGGUGCUGUUCCUUUUCAUAUGCGCCACUUUGACCGUGGCACAAAGGUUUAAUAUGAGCGUGGCCAUUGUGGCUUUCACAAAUGCCAACAGUAGUCACCCAAAUUUCCCGGAAUAUCGGUUGACGGAGCAGCAGAAGUCGUAUAUCCUCAGCAGUCCCUUUUGGGGUUCCUGUUGCACCCAACUGAUGAGUGGCUAUCUCUCGAGUCGGUUUGGAGCCAAGAUUCUGCUGCUGGCCAUCAUGUUUGUGACCGCUCUUCUCAGCAUUGCCACGCCCUUCGUAUUGGCUUGGGGCGGAUGGCAACUGUUAUUCUGGGUGCGAAUAGUCCAGGGACUUGCGAUGGGGGGCAUGUGGCCCGGUCUGUACACCCAUCUGGCCAAGUGGUGCCCCAAGAUGGAGGCCAAUCGCUUGGGCGGAGUGAUGACCACGGGAUUGGAUUGCGGCACAAUAAUAGGAUUCGCUUUGAGUGGCGCACUCUCUGCCUCGCCACUUGGCUGGCCCAGCUCCUUCUAUGUGCCAGGAUACUUGGGAAUUGCAUGGUGCCUUCUUUUUCUACGUUAUGGGGCUAACUGCCCGUCCGAAUCCAGAUUUAUUUCACUGGCGGAGCGAAAACACAUUCAACUGGCUUUGGAGCAGAAUCAGGUUGUUCGGAGUGAGAUUCCUCCAGUGCCCUGGCUUCAAAUACUCACCUCACGGCCGUUCAUUGUGCUGGCCUUUUGCAAGAUGAGCCAGGCAUGCAGCUUCUAUACGCUGAUGCAACAGAUUCCACGAUAUAUCCACGGCAUCUUCCACUACAGCAUCGCGGUGAAUGCCCUGCUCUCCGCUCUGCCCUUCGUGGUCAUGCUAAUGUCGUCGUACGGGUUUAUUUUCCUGUCUGACUAUUUGACCCGACAUCGUGACAUUUCCCUGCCCAUCCUCCGGAAGACCAUCAAUUCAUUUGCCACGUGGACUCCGGCUGUGUCCUUGGUGAUUCUAUCCUACCUCAGCGAUCGAAACGUAGUGGGAAGUAUGUGCUGCCUGGUGGCAGCAACAGCUGCCAUUUCCGGACAGGCUAUUGGUAGUUCCCUCAACCACGUGGACUUGUCGCCCAAUUUCGCUGGACUCCUUUUUGGGAUCAGCAACACAUUGAUGUCUGCGGCUGGAGUGAUAUCCCCCAUCGUUAUUGGACUAACGGUUACCAACGAGUCGGAUCGCACGCAGUGGCGUUCUGUUUUCCUUGGAAUCUCUGUGAUUUUGUUCCUGGGCAACUUGUUUUACGUGAUCUUCGGUCAAAUGACUGUCCAGUCAUGGAAUGAUUCCCAAUCCAAAAAGACCUCAACAGAAGCGAUACCAAAAAUAGAAGCGCCUUACAAGGCGCCCGAAGAAAUGCUAUCCUUCGAAAAAUUUAAUUAUUUGUAA